AGGUGGGCCAAAAUAGAUGAUUUUAUGAUAUCAUUAUUCUCCAUCAGGACCGGCCACUGAGGAGAAAAACCACCGCGAACAAACUGUACACCAACCCGGAGUUUAUCCGCAUUUUUUUGUUUUUCUUUUUUCUUUUUUGCUUCGAGGAAACUAACAGACUACAUUUCGAUGAUCGAUUGUUGUGAUUGUGAACGCUCUGCUGCAUGAUUACAGUUCCAGAUUUAGGCCCAUGACUUAGUCUGUGUGACGCCAAUACAGCAGCAGAGGAGCAGAGGAGAUAGGGGAGGUGUGUGUCUGUGGAGGCGCGCCUGUCUGAGCAUCAUCUGGCUGCUGCAAAUGCUGCGCGUGCGUGUUGGGAUGAGACACUUUUUCACCUGUGCUUAAAAAAAAGAUGGUUUCAGGGAUGCUGCUGCCAUUUCCAGCCAGGCUCUGAUAGACUGGACAUCCGGAAAAUCUUUGUGCUCCUCCGCCUCUGCACCUUCCUCUCCCUCCUCCUCCUCCUCAUCAUCUUCCUCCUCCUCUCCCGCCCGUCGAGCGUCUGCUCAUUGUGAUCAAAUUGAUCAUCCAUCUGCGCUUCAGAGAGCCUCCCACUCCUGCCAGCGUCCGCUCACCCGCGUGCAUCCUCGCAGCAGGCCUCCCCUCCACGUCCACCAUGGAGACGACCAAGCUGCCUCCGUCCAGCCCGUCCUCGCCGACCACCAGCUUCUCGGUGCCCUCCGCCGAGAAGGUGGACGGCUUCCCGCGCAGGUCCAUGCGCAGAGCCCGGCAGAGGAGGUCCCACAGCUCGUCCCAGUUCCGCUACCAAAGCUCCCAGGUGGAGCUCACCCCCCUGCCCCUGCUCAAAGACGCCCCGGUGGCAGAAUUACAUGACCUGUUCUGUAAGAAGCUGCAGCAGUGCUGCGUGCUGUUUGAUUUUCUGGACUGUGUGGCCGACCUGAAAGGGAAGGAGAUCAAACGUGCGGCGCUCAACGAGCUGGUGGAGAGCGUGGCUACGAGCAGAGGAGUCCUCAUAGAGCCUCUCUACCCAGAGGCUAUAAAGAUGAUCUCCGUAAAUAUCUUCCGCACGCUUCCUCCCAGCGAGAAUCCGGAGUUUGAUCCAGAGGAAGAUGAGCCGACACUGGAAGCCUCCUGGCCUCAUCUGCAGCUCGUGUACGAGUUCUUUCUGCGUUUCCUGGAGAGCCCAGACUUCCAGCCCUCCAUGGCCAAGCGCUACAUCGACCAAAAGUUUGUCCUACAGCUCCUGGAGCUCUUCGACAGCGAGGACCCCAGGGAGAGGGAGUACCUGAAGACCAUCCUGCACCGUGUCUAUGGAAAACUGCUGGGCCUCCGAGCCUACAUCCGUAAGCAGAUCAACAACAUCUUCCUCAGGUUCAUUUAUGAAACUGAGCACUUUAACGGCGUGGCAGAGCUGCUGGAAAUCCUUGGCAGCAUCAUCAACGGCUUCGCUCUGCCUCUAAAAGCCGAACACAAGCAGUUCCUGGUCCGAGUCCUGAUCCCGCUGCACACGGCUAAGUCGCUCUCCAUUUUCCACGCACAGCUGGCCUACUGUGUGGUGCAGUUCAUGGAGAAAGACGCCACGUUUGUUGUGCAGAUCAUCCGAGGGCUGCUCAAGUACUGGCCGAAAACCUGCACACAGAAAGAGGUGAUGUUCCUGGGGGAGAUCGAGGAGAUUCUGGACGUGAUAGAGCCGUCUCAGUUCAUCCGCAUCCAGGAGCCCCUCUUCAAACAGAUCGCCGCCUGUAUUUCCAGCCCCCACUUCCAGGUAGCGGAGCGCGCUCUUUACUUCUGGAACAAUGAGUACAUCCUCAGCCUGAUAGAGGAGAACUGCCAAGUCAUCCUGCCUCUGGUGUUUGCCACGCUCUACAGAGUCUCCAAGGAACACUGGAACCAGACUAUUGUGUCUCUGAUCUACAACGUGCUGAAGACCUUCAUGGAGAUGAACAGCAAACUGUUUGAUGACCUCACUGCCUCCUACAAAGUGGAGAAACAGAAGGAGAUGAAGCGUGAGCGGGAGCGUGUGGAGCUCUGGCGAGGCCUGGAGGAGUACCAGGAGCGGCGGAUGCAGAUGCUGACGGAGGCCGCCAGGAACCAGCGCAACCUUCAGGAGCGAGGCGAGAGAGGGGACCCCCUGAGCCCCACGUGCCCCCAGACGGCUCACUCCGACCAGCCAGAGCCCAAACCCAGCGGGGCCACUUCCGGAGAAACCGCCACCUAGGUGCCGCCCCGCACAGAUUUGGUCAGGGGACGGGGGGGGUUGAGUGCUGGGAGACGGAAGACGGAGCCUUGCAUCGCCCGGGCGGCAGCUUUUUGAACAAAGGCUGCCCCCUCCGCCAUGCAAGGCUGCACCCUCUUUCUGUGUGAAACUGGUUCACUCUUUUCUGCACACAUUGAAACAAACAUCAGCUGGUUUGUUAAACUGCAGGUCAGUACCAAAAACACAAAACAAAAACGGGUCGCUGGCUUCAAAAUCAGCUGGUGCAACACUCGUGUUUAACGCCGAGUCAUGGUCUGUAGUGUGACCUCCUUUAUAGUUUGGUCCGAGAUGCUGAUUCAUGAGUGCAUAGCACAACGUAUAACAAACAAAAGAAGCAAUUUCACACAAAUACCCUCCUCAAAAAUAUCCGACAAAAUCCCACCAACGGAAGAAACCGAACCAUCACACACGUGUGUGUCCAAACACACGGCUGGUGUGAGUCCUCUCCCAGACCGCCGGGUUCCACCAAAGGACGAGACUGAAGUCCCUCUACAGCUGAAGAAAGCGACAACACUGAUAUAAAGUACAACCAUGUUCCUUCUUCUUACUUGUUACUCUACUACUACUACUCUACUCUACUCUAAGUACUACUGAUGAUGAUGUUUUUAUAUAUAUACAUAUGUCUCUGGAUAUUUCUGUAGUGUAAUAUGGGAGAAACACUAGUGUAGCAGAAAAACCACAAAGGGGAAGGCUGACUCGAUUCCUGGUUUCACAUGUUAAACACACACGGCCAUAACAUGAGUUAUGCUGAAAUUCAGCAGAAUUCCCCUUUAACGCAUCUUAAGGAGGGGAGGAGUGAACUGGAUUGAACGGGGCUGUUUUUCUUUUAUUUUGAAGGUUUGGAGUAGGUGUGUGUUCAAAGUGGCGUUCCAUCAAAAUUCUCCAACACUUUCGUCCUAAUUUGUUCUCAUUUUAGUAAACAAGUUCAGUGUUGCAAAAAAUUCAAAAAAGUUUGGAGAAAAGCCUAUUUUAACGUUUAAAUUUCGUAUGUUUUUAGGCUAGUUUACGAACAUUCUCUUUGCUGCCACCAGCUGUUCAUCAGUGGAACUACAUAAGACUUUUUGGAUUUUUUUUUUUUUUUUAAUACAUAAAAUUCUCAAUUUUAACCUGGCAAAAAUUUGAUUCCUUGAACAAAUUAGUACUUUAAACUAGUGGUUUCAAACCCCUGGGCUGCGGACCGGUACUGCUCCGUGGGUCACUUCUUAGUACCGGUCCGCAAAAGAAUAAAUAAAUACGGUAACUUUCAAAAAAUGUUUUAUUUCUUAUUCUGAGGGAAGUUUCAUGUUGUAAAAUAAGUCACAUGUACUAAAUAAAUUUACUACCUUCUUAAAUCAGCUGCUUUGUCCGCUAAAUUAAUAAAAAUCAAAAUUCUAAACAUUUUUUUAGAGCAGAAAAGAGUGAGUAAAUGGAAGAUGACCCUUCUCAAACACACAAAAACAAAAGAAAUCUGGAUUAAAGUUGUUCCUACACUUCUAUCUCUGCAUGGGGGCUGACUCUGUUACAAGGAGGCUGCUAAUAAAGCUGUAUUCACUAAGAAUUGAUUAUUAUAUUUAGAAUAUACAAUCCUCAUUUUACCCUUUAAUCCUUCAAAACUGCAGCUGUAAAAACAAACACGGACGCCACGAGUGUUUGAAACAAAAGAAAAACAGUUCGGGUUCUGACUUUGAGCGUCUGCUGGUUCGGCAGAACCGAUGCUGCUAGAUGGCGAUCAUUGCAAUGAAAACUGUUUCCAUUGUGAACCCACAAAAACUCGAUCAUCGUGACAGUGAUGGGGUGAAGAGUUGCGGGAAAAAAAAAUAUUUUAGCAAUAUUUCCAUUCUUUCAAGAUAAUCUGUGUUUUUUAGAGGGUUAACGACAAGCGUGCGGGUUCACCGCCGCUCUUGUUUUGACUCCGGUUGCGUCCUUGAUAUUCACACUGUCUUAAAGGUACUUUGUGUGUACAUUUCUUUGAAGAAAACAAGGAUUUUUUGCUUUGUCAUGUUGUUUACUUUAUUGUUUUUUGUAUGAUCUUGUUUAUUUUGUGGGAGACUGAUGUUGAUGCUAUUUAUUUUCUAUUUGAUCAGGAAAUGUAACUUUAUUUGAAACCGAAGGUCAGGGUGUGUGUGUGUGUGCGUGUGUGUGUGUGAGAAGCAGGAGAUGCGUUCAGGCUGAAAACGAAAGACGAGUUUUCUUUUUUUUCUUCCUCCCCUCUCCUUCCUGAGCGUCAGGGUUUGAAUCUGAAUGUAUCGUAAAACAAAAAAACGAUUGUUUUUUUUUUUUAUUUUUUCUUAAAAGCGUGGCGCUGCUUGGUGGUUGCCUGGUAACCAAACCUUCAAACCAAGUUUUACCGUGUUCACUUCAUGCCUGAAUCGACCACUUUCUGAAAUCCUUUCGAUUUGCAGCUUUAAGAUUAAAAUUUUUAAUAUUAUUUUGCACAAAGGUUUCUCCCCGCCAACAAUCCUGCCCACAACUACUGCCGCUCUGCAGAAACUAUGUCCAAAAAAGCAACACUCCAAGUUUGUCAUAUAUGACUUUACAUGAUACACAAUGAAAAUGACUGCAGAGAAGAUCUCUAACCACUGAAUGAAGACAUUUUAUAAGAACUACGGAUGAUAAACUUUAAAAUAAAUACAGUUUUUGACAAAAAAGACAAAGAAAAGUAAAGUAAAAAAAUAAAUAAAUCAUAAAUUACCAUAUUUUCUGCAAUUUAGUGUGCACUGAAUUAUAAGGCGCAUCCUCAAACAUCCCCUAUUUUGAACUUAUGUCCCAUAUAAGUCACAUCAACUAUAAGGCGCAUUAAGCAAACAAGAGUCAGUUUAUUAGCUGUGCUCACAGUAUCUCACGUUAGCCAUGUUAGAAGAGUUAGCUGUGUCAGCUUAUUUACAAAACCUGCAACUCUCGACCUUGUUUUCUGAUACCGUUACAUGAUAACUAUGUUAGCCACAUUAGCAUACUUACUAAAACAGCCAAACUUGUUUGCAGUUUGUAAAAAACAGACUGAUUCCACUAUGUGUUAGCUACAUUAGCCACAUUAGCAUAUUGUCAAUGAACACCCAACCUUGUUUCCAACUCUUAAAAAAACUGAUUUUGACAGACGCUCCACUCAAAAUCACUUCAAAUCUGAAGGAUUUUCAAUAAAAAAUUAUCCGAAAAAUACUUUUUUUUUUUGCUUACACAUAUUCUGCCUCAAUUAAUUGCAAAAGUUAUUUUCAGUUUACUAAAAUAAAGUUAAUAAAUAAUUUAGAGCAGUUGUGGGGAGUUUUUUCUUUUUUUUUCCAACUAGUGAUAAAAUGAUGUUUUUAAAAAUGCACAGAAGGAAUUUGUUUGGAUUUCAGAAAUCGUCUUGAUUCAGGCAACAAACUUUCCAAAACAAACAAAGGAGCCGAACUGCUGAACCUCCCGAACCACAAAACCUACUUCAAGUUUUUUUUCCUCGCAAAACUUUUUUUUUUUUUUUGUAUCAGCAGGUCAGCUGAUUUAAGAACGAAAAGGAGCUCCAUCUCUCGCCGUUCCAGAGUUUUCAGUGCAGUCUGUUAGCGCGUCAGAGUUCUAGUCGUCCUCCGUCCGUUCUGGAGCUGCGAGGAGGGGUCCAUUGACCGUCGUGUGUGAAACUCUUAGUUCACGCCAUCGAACCCGUUUCAGGUCUGAGGGGUCAAGUCGGAGGAAGAGCACGGCAAUAAGUCAGAGCAACAGAACGAGAACUGAACCGACAACUGCAUUACGUAGCAAUUUCACCGAAGUUUUAGAUUUGCACUGUCUGCCCAAUGGUCUGUGUUUGUUGUGUUGAAGAUAAAAACCAUAGAGAAGAUGAUCAACAGGAUGCAGAAAAAGAUGUAUAUUUUGGGGACCAACAAAGCAGUGGGGGGGUUGAAUGUAGAGUCUUACUACUGUAUGAAACAUUACAGAAGGAUGUAGAACGGAGAAAAAAAAUAUGUGCUUCAAAUGAAACUUCACUUUGAGAAAAACA
Oryzias melastigma (Indian medaka) is the source of this 6200-nucleotide messenger RNA. It is a transcript of the gene ppp2r5b, whose product is annotated as protein phosphatase 2, regulatory subunit B', beta. Gene Ontology annotation, biological process: signal transduction; protein dephosphorylation. Gene Ontology annotation, molecular function: protein phosphatase activator activity. NCBI's taxonomy places the organism in Eukaryota, Metazoa, Chordata, Actinopteri, Beloniformes, Adrianichthyidae. The transcript is spliced from 13 exons. The coding region runs from base 653 to 2215 and encodes 520 amino acids. Gene Ontology annotation, cellular component: protein phosphatase type 2A complex; cytosol; nucleus. The record is from RefSeq and is a predicted model, not a curated record.